This is a messenger RNA of Phaedon cochleariae (mustard beetle), 1479 nucleotides long. NCBI's taxonomy places the organism in Eukaryota, Metazoa, Arthropoda, Insecta, Coleoptera, Chrysomelidae. The record is from the annotation of a GenBank genome assembly.
AUGUAUUUGUUGAAAAUUUUAACUUUGUGUUUGCUGUGCUAUACAUGUUCGGCGAGAGAAGAGGAUGUCCUAGAUUUGGUGGACAGCGACUUCAACUCAAGACUUGCUGAACAUGAAACAGCUCUCGUCAUGUUUUAUGCACCAUGGUGCGGACAUUGCAAGAAAUUGAAGCCAGAAUUUGCCAAAGCUGCUGAAGAUUUGAUUAGAAACGACCCUCCUGUUGCUCUCAUCAAAGUAGACUGUACAGAAGGUGGUAAAGACACUUGUAGUGAAUAUUCAGUUACUGGUUAUCCAACUUUGAAGAUUUUCCGCAAUGGAGAGUUAUCUCAAGACUACAAUGGACCUAGGGAGGCCUCAGGCAUUGUGAAAUAUAUGAAAGCCCAAGUGGGUCCCAGCUCUAAAGAACUCAAAAAUGCUGAUGACCUCAAGAAAUUGUUGGCUGCUGAGAAAGAAAGUACUGUUGUUGGUUUCUUUGAAAAAGAGUCUGACCUGAAAGUUGCAUUUCUUAAAAUUGCUGAUAAACUCAGAGAAAAAGUUAAAUUUGCACACACCUCAUCUAAAGAUCUUUUGAAAGCCCAAGGUGUCAGUGAUGGCAUUGUUCUAUUCCGUCCUGAAUAUCUGAAGAACAAAUUUGAAGACAGCAGUGUGAAAUAUCAAGGAACUGCAAAUUCUGAAGAAAUCAACAAAUUCAUAACUGAACACUUCCAUGGAUUAGCAGGUAUAAGAAAAUCUGACAACAGAGCUGAAUUUGAGAACCCACUGGUUGUUGCAUAUUACAGUGUUGACUAUGUCAAGAAUCCUAAAGGUACCAACUACUGGCGUAAUAGGAUUUUGAAGGUUGCCAAAGAAUUCCAAGGAAGAGUCAAAUUUGCAAUAAGCCCCAAAGAUGAAUUCCAACAUGAACUCAAUGAAUAUGGUUUAGAUUAUGUUAAGGAUGACAAACCAGUGAUCACUGCUAGGAAUGCCAAGAAUGAAAAGUUCAUUUUGAAAGAAGAAUUCUCUGUUGAAGCCUUGGAAGUUUUUGUUAAUGAUAUAUUGGAUGGAAAUUUGGAAGCCUACAUUAAAUCUGAGCCAAUCCCAGAAAGUAAUAAUGAACCAGUAGUUGUUGCUGUUGCAAAGAACUUUGAUGAUGUUGUGAUCAACAAUGGGAGAGAUACUUUGAUAGAAUUCUAUGCUCCUUGGUGUGGACAUUGCAAAAGGUUGGAGCCAAAAUAUACUGAAGCUGCAGAAAAGUUGAAAGAUGAAGAUGUUGCCCUGGUCAAAAUGGAUGCUACUGCUAAUGAUGUUCCAUUUGGAUUUGAAGUGAGAGGCUUCCCGACGCUUUUCUGGCUUCCCAGGGACUCAAAGGAUAGACCUGUUCCAUUUGAAGGGGGCCGUGAUACUGAGGACAUCAUCAAGUACAUUGCUAAGCAUGCUACAAAUGAACUGAGAGGAUAUGACAGGAGUGGCAAUACUAAAUCUGAUAAGACUGAAUUGUAG